AUGGCAGCUUUCCUCACUUUGUCCGCCUCUGCUGCUGUCAUUCUCCUGGUAAUUCAUGGAGGUUUGUGUGUGGAUAUCAUUGGAGGAAAAGUAGUAGAACCACACUCGAGACCAUUUAUGGCCCUAAUCCAAGCAGCAAAUGGAAAACUUAUUUGUGGAGGAACUUUGAUCAAGGAAAACUGGGUGUUAACAGCUGCCCACUGUUAUAUGGAAGGAAGCAAAGUUAUUCUUGGAGCUCAUUCAGUGAAAGCAAAAGAAAAAGAACAACAGUCUUUUCAGAUUGCAAAACAAAUUCGCUACCCACAUUACCAUGCUGGUUCUAAGGAAGGCGACAUUAUGCUGGUGCAGCUUCAGAAAAGAGCAAAGGUUACCAAAGCUGUGAAGUGCCUUCCCCUGCCUCGCUCAGAUGAAGAUCCCAAACCAGGAACAAUUUGCACAGCAGCAGGAUGGGGAAAAACUCACAAUGGGAAGGGAAUGUAUUCUGACACGCUGAGGGAGGUUAAUAUCACCGUCAUCAGUAGGCAAAUCUGCAAUGACAAAAAUCAUUAUAAACAGAAGCCUGUUAUAACAAAAAACAUGAUAUGCGCAGGGGAUAAGAAUGGAGGAAAGGACUCAUGUAAU
Balearica regulorum gibbericeps (East African grey crowned-crane) is the source of this 621-nucleotide messenger RNA. The record is from RefSeq and is a predicted model, not a curated record. NCBI's taxonomy places the organism in Eukaryota, Metazoa, Chordata, Aves, Gruiformes, Gruidae.